This is a messenger RNA of Thelazia callipaeda (thelaziosis nematode), 327 nucleotides long. NCBI's taxonomy places the organism in Eukaryota, Metazoa, Nematoda, Chromadorea, Rhabditida, Thelaziidae. The record is from the annotation of a GenBank genome assembly.
AUGAAUAAUCUUCAAAAAAUUGAACAUUUUCGACUAAUUGAUCGCAAAACAUGCCGAAAAAUUCUUGGUUCCAUCCCAAAUGACGCGUUAUGCACAAAAGAAUUCGUCGACAAAAAUACCUGCACUGGGGACAGUGGAUCUGGCUUAAUGGGUCGUCUUGCAGAUGGACGCUGGCUUCUACUUGGCAUUCUUUCAUUUGGUUCUCGAUGUUCUGCACUACUGCGAGGUCAAGUGGACCCAUUAGUUCAAGUGUUCACGGAUAUCAGCUUGUACAGUGGAGAAAUUGACAGAUUCACAGACUAUCUUCUACCUUGGCAACAUGCUUGA